Molecule: messenger RNA, 168 nt
Organism: Candidula unifasciata
Lineage: Eukaryota; Metazoa; Mollusca; Gastropoda; Stylommatophora; Geomitridae
Source: the annotation of a GenBank genome assembly
AUGCCGGUACCAAGCAUGCAUCCAUCUACUUGGGAGGGCAGUCACGCUAUGUUGAACCAGCGCGAUAUGGCAGGGAUGAGGCAAAACCAAGGUCCCCGCGAUGUACAAAUGGGCGGCGGUUUUCAUCAGAAAAGAUGGGCGGCGGGAGACGAUAGCAUUCUUGAACAG